GACACAAGUGCACUUAAUAAUUUUUUUUUUUAAAGUAUCAAAAUAUUGUUCAUUAAGUACAUUGUCAUCCACAUUAUGUUUUAAUAUUAAAGAUUAUAUUUAAUAAACAUGUCAGGUAAUUUUUUUGUUUUGGCUCUCCUGUAAAGUUGGUCAAAUGUCAUUUAUCUUGUAUAAUUUAACAUUAUGUUGCAGUCCCCCACUAUAACCACAAGAUAGCAGCAAACACUCAUGAUUUUAAACACACUCAGGUACGAUAUGAUACAAUAAGAUGUAAUAUGAUGAUUCCACACAUUAUGCUUAUCAUGUUGAUUGGUAUUGCUAUUCAGACACAAUCUUAUAGUAUGAAUUGAUUUCUGUUCCUCUGUUAUCUGUGCUUGUGUGUCCUACCUGUACUGUGCCACUGCUGACCUCUGGGGAGGAGCACAGAGGGAAUCCUCUUACCCAGGUAAUCUCGGCAUCCAUCUGCUGUUACAGUCAUCCACCACAUACAGCAUCCACCAAUAUGCCAUUUCACAGCUAGUCUCUGUCAACCAGCACAAGUUAAGAGACCAUGCUGCUGUCUCCCCAGGCAGAGAGGAACUGGGAGGGUCUGUGUUUAGUGCUUGAAGAUGUGCUGGAGGACCAGUCCCACAGGCAGCUGUUCGCCUUAGAGCUGGGCUCUGGAACUGGGCAGCAUGUCAUACGCUUUGCCCAGAAGAUGCCCUUCAUUACCUGGCAGCCAUCAGACAUCAAAGAGGAGUCUCGGGACAGUAUUAAGGCAUACACUGCUGCAACCCAUGUGAAGAAUGUGCUGCAGCCUGUCCACCUUGAUGCCAGCGAGCCUUGGGAGAAAUGGGCAGGCCUUCCUCGCAACUCCUGUGACCUUAUUGUUGCCAUUAAUUUACUGCAAUACAGCUCUUUCAAAACAGCACAGGGUGUUUUCAACGGAGCAGGUCAGAUCCUCAGACAAAAUGGCCUUUUGAUAACAUACGCGGUGUAUGCUAUUAAUGGCACCAUUACCCCAAGCUGUAAUGAAAGCCUGGAUGCAGAGCUUCGACAAAUGAAUCCAGAGUGGGGUCUUCCAGACAUCGAUGUGCUGAGACAGCUGGCUUAUGGGAACGGGAUCCGUAUGGAGAGGAUGAUUGAGAUGGAAGAAUACUACAAAUGCCUCAUCUUCAGAAAACUUUAAAGAGGACCUAUUGUGCUUUUUCUCUUUCCUUUAGUGUGUUAUAUAUAUAUAUUUUUUGUGCAUGUAAAAGGUCUGCAAAGCCCAAAGUUCACGCCAAAGGGAGUUACUCUACCCCACAGA
Sebastes umbrosus (honeycomb rockfish) is the source of this 1288-nucleotide messenger RNA. Its product is annotated as methyltransferase-like 26 B. The transcript has 7 exons. Bases 551 to 1168 code for a protein of 205 amino acids. Lineage: Eukaryota; Metazoa; Chordata; Actinopteri; Perciformes; Sebastidae. The record is from RefSeq and is a predicted model, not a curated record.